AUGAGCUACUACAGUGGCUACUACAGAGGCCUGGGCUAUGGCUAUGGCAGCUUUGGAGGCCUGGGCUGCGGAUGUAACAGCAUCCGCAGAGUGGGCUACGGCUCUGGCUUUGGCUUCAGAGGUUUCGGAGGUUUCGGAUAUGGCUCUGGCUAUGGAGGCUUCGGAGGCUUCGGCUAUGGCUCUGGCUUCGGAGGCUAUGGCUCCGGCUCCGGCUAUGGAGGCUAUGGUUACAGCUGCCGCCGCCCUUCAUGCUGUGGAGGAUAUGGGUUCUCCAGCUUCUACUGA
Messenger RNA from Grammomys surdaster, 285 nucleotides. RefSeq names its product keratin-associated protein 16-3-like. The transcript has a single exon. The record is from RefSeq and is a predicted model, not a curated record. Lineage: Eukaryota; Metazoa; Chordata; Mammalia; Rodentia; Muridae. The coding region runs from base 1 to 285 and encodes 94 amino acids.